Microthlaspi erraticum is the source of this 873-nucleotide messenger RNA. Lineage: Eukaryota; Viridiplantae; Streptophyta; Magnoliopsida; Brassicales; Brassicaceae. The record is from the annotation of a GenBank genome assembly.
AUGGAGUUUGGGUACGAGUUCGAUUCCCUCUCUGAGUUACCUCCACUUCCACAAGAGUUCGAUUCCAUGGAGUAUUCCAGAAACUAUCCUUACACCAUCACUCCUCUCGACUCUCUAGCUCCGUUUCCUUCUUCCGAUUUCACUCUCUCCACCGGCGGCUUCACCUUCUCCGACCAAUACCAAGACCUUCUCCAGCUCCAACAGCAAAGUGCUGACUCGCUAUUCCUCGACUCGGCUCUGUCUCUCUUCACUCGCGACCACCUCUCCGAAUCGACUCGUUUGGGAAAGCUCUUCCACGAAGACGUAGCAACACCGUUUCUCCACUUGCCGGAUCUCAAAUCCUUCGAGUACACCACAACCGACGUCUCCGCCGUGGAAAACACGAAGCCGUUUCUCUCUCUCUCCCCUCCUCAUCCCGAGAAACGACGCCGUGUCGGCUCUACCUUCACCAUCUCCCCAUCGCCGUCUUCCUCUUCGAACUCCAAAUCUCCGGCGCGGUCUUCCUCUCAGGCGACAUUCGGCGGUGACCGGCGGAAGAAGAUCUCCGAUAAAAUCAGGUCGCUGGAGAAACUCAUGCCGUGGGAGAAGAAGAUGAGCUUGGCUACGGUUCUCGAGGAAGCUCACAAGUACAUCAAGUUUCUCCAGUCUCAGAUCUCCGCGCUCCGCUGGAUGCCUCUCGAAUCCGUCUACUGCACUGCCGGAGAAUUCGGAGAAUCCGAUCUGCUCAAAUCCCUGACACGGCAACAGAUUCUGCAGGUGCUCGCAAAUUCCCCAGGCGCACGGACCGUGCUCUCCACGCGCGGUGAAUGCGUCUUCUCGUACGAACAGCUUCUUUCCGUGAAGAUGCUUGCUCAAUCGGCCAGAAACCUCUGA